Molecule: messenger RNA, 2087 nt
Organism: Mesocricetus auratus (golden hamster)
Lineage: Eukaryota; Metazoa; Chordata; Mammalia; Rodentia; Cricetidae
Gene: Slc35h1
Product: solute carrier family 35 member C2
Exons: 10
Coding region: 433-1509 (358 amino acids)
Biological process (GO): UDP-glucose transmembrane transport
Cellular component (GO): cis-Golgi network; Golgi apparatus; endoplasmic reticulum-Golgi intermediate compartment
Molecular function (GO): antiporter activity
Source: RefSeq, a predicted model, not a curated record
UGAUUGGCCUAGUUGGAGAGAAGGCACUGGGCAGGCAGCUGUCCAGAAAGCAGAAGACUCCAGAGACGGCGACAAGUUACACCCAGUAGAUCUCCGAGGAGGAAGUGGUCGGUUUCAUGAGGGAGUCACAGGAACUUGGUCCCUGAACAGGUGACAGGCAAAGACUAGCCGUGGCCUGCGUGAACAACCUGACAGCCUGAGCAGCAGAGCUGGGGACCUGCGAUCUCCGCAUCCAGCUAACCAUGGAGCAGUUUGGCUCUGGCCAUCGGCCCCUUAGGUGAGGACUCCAUCGGGGGCCGUUGCACGUUCCACAUCAUGGAGGUGAAGAGGACUCUUCCAGCUAGGGGAGCUGCCCUUUGAAAGCCGGGGUCCAGCUGCUGGUUCUUCUGCCAACCAUCUUCAGGAGAGGCUCCUGUUCCUGCUGGCCCACGGAUGGGGAGGUGGGCCCUCGACUUGGCCUUUGUGUGGAAGGCAGUGCUGACCGUGGGCCUGGUCCUUCUCUACUACUGCUUCUCCAUAGGCAUCACCUUCUACAACAAGUGGCUGACAAAGAGCUUCCACUUCCCCCUCUUCAUGACCAUGCUGCACCUGGCCGUGAUCUUCCUCUUCUCGGCCCUGUCCAGGGCGCUGGUUCAGUGCUCCAGCCACAGGGCCCGUGUGGUGCUCAGCUGGACUGACUACCUCAGGAGAGUGGCGCCCACAGCACUGGCAACAGCACUUGAUGUGGGCUUGUCCAACUGGAGCUUUCUCUACAUCACCGUGUCACUGUACACAAUGACCAAAUCGUCUGCCGUGCUCUUCAUCCUGAUCUUCUCUCUGAUCUUCAAGCUGGAGGAGCUGCGUGCAGCCCUGAUCCUGGUGGUCCUUCUCAUCGCUGGGGGCCUCUUCAUGUUUACCUAUAAGUCCACACAGUUCAAUGUGGAGGGCUUUGCCUUGGUGCUGGGGGCAUCAUUCAUCGGCGGCAUCCGCUGGACCCUUACACAGAUGCUUCUGCAGAAAGCUGACCUGGGCCUUCAGAAUCCUAUCGACACCAUGUUCCACCUGCAGCCACUCAUGUUUCUGGGGCUCUUCCCUCUCUUUGCUGUAUUUGAAGGUCUCCAUUUGUCCACCUCAGAGAAAAUCUUCCGCUUCCAAGAUGCAGGGCUGCUCCUGCGGGUUCUCGGCAGCCUCUUCCUUGGCGGGAUUCUAGCCUUUGGUUUGGGCUUCUCUGAGUUCCUCCUGGUCUCCAGAACAUCUAGUCUGACUCUCUCCAUCGCUGGCAUCUUUAAGGAAGUCUGCACUCUGCUGCUGGCGGCUCACCUGCUGGGCGAUCAGAUCAGCCUCCUGAACUGGCUGGGCUUUGCCCUCUGUCUCUCGGGCAUCUCCCUGCACGUGGCCCUCAAGGCCCUGCAUUCCAAAGGUGAUGGUGGCCCUAAGCUCACGAAGGGCCUGGGCCCCAGCGCUGACCUGGAGCUGCUGCUCCAAAGCAGCCAGCGGGAGGAAGACGACGAUGAGUAUUUUGUGACCUAGGGGCGAUGGUGACCAGUCCAGGAGCAGCUGAAGCAGCCAGCACUGCUGGCUCCCUGGUGGGGGCUGGGAGCCCAGCUGCAAGGGGCGGUCUCAGAGUCACCUGUAGGACCCUGGUAGGAAUGGGGAGCGGCUCCUGCCCUUUCCUGUGGAGGUUGGUCCAAAAGUGAAUGCCACCAUCACCCAGGACCUGACCUGGCAGUGAAGGAAGCCAGUGGCGUUUUCUCCACUGUGGCUUUGAGGGCUGGAUGAACUUGACAUGUGUGGUAGCUCUCAGGUUAUUGGGUUCAGACUGCAGGGCCUCUCGAAGGAGUCAUGGGGAGACUGGACCUCAUCACCUGGACCACAGCUUCCUCAGAGAGUAGAUUUAUUUAUAGUUGAGGUAAUGAUUUCCUCCUCCACGGCCCAAUGUUGCCUGAGGCAUGAGCACAAGCGAGCCCUGGGGCCUGGCCUCCCCUUCCUUCCCCUGCCUGGGGCUGUUUCCCUGCCCUCCUAGCUCAUGCUACUCUUUGUGCCCCAGACGCAUCCUUGGGGCCACACUGUGGACCCACCACCAGAAAUAAAGGAGUAUCUGUCCAGUA